AUGUUCAAGACCCUACACAUCAAUGUCCCAUUUAUUGAGGCUCUUGCUCAAUUGCCUCACUAUGCUAUGUUCCUCAAAGAAUGGUUGUUGAACAAGAGGAAGAUAAAAGAGGUAUCCAUUGUUACUUUGAGCGAGGAAUAUUCCACCAUCAUCUCAAAUAGGAUCCCCAAGAAGGAGAAAGAUCUGGGAGAAUUUAUCAUCCCAUGUACUAUUGAGGGAAUGCUUGAUGAGAAAGCUCUUGCCGAUCUUGGAGCAAGUAUCAGCUUGAUGACUUAUAAAAUUUUUCAAAAGUUGGGGCUUUGUGAGCUUAAGCCGACAAGGAUGACUCUUCAACUUGCCAAUUGUUAUGUUCAUCAUCCUAUGGGCGUUGUUGAAGUUGUGCUAGUGAAGAUGGACUGA
Messenger RNA from Dioscorea cayenensis subsp. rotundata (Guinea yam), 399 nucleotides. RefSeq lists its product as uncharacterized. The transcript has a single exon. The record is from RefSeq and is a predicted model, not a curated record. Bases 1 to 399 code for a protein of 132 amino acids. Lineage: Eukaryota; Viridiplantae; Streptophyta; Magnoliopsida; Dioscoreales; Dioscoreaceae.